Molecule: messenger RNA, 1242 nt
Organism: Zychaea mexicana
Lineage: Eukaryota; Fungi; Mucoromycota; Mucoromycetes; Mucorales; Lichtheimiaceae
Product: WD40-repeat-containing domain protein
Exons: 5
Coding region: 1-1242 (413 amino acids)
Molecular function (GO): protein binding
Source: RefSeq, a predicted model, not a curated record
AUGGUCACCGAAUCUAAAAAGCGAUCUCGAACCGAUCAAGAAACCACGACCGAAAAGCCCGUUAAGAAGCAAGUUUUAGAAGGUGGAUCAGUGUUGGAUUCCAUAUUGCUGCCCAACAAAGCGCAUGCUGCCGACAGUGAAGACUUUCGGAUCGUAACUGGUACCUAUGAACGCAUCUUGUACGGUAUCAAUGCCUACUGGAAAAAGGCUGAAUCGACGACGACGACGACUACGCCGAAACUUCGUCUCGAGCCAAUCUUUAUUGUACCCGCACACACUGGUUGUAUUCGAACAGUAGCAAUUGGUGGCCAGUUCCUGGCAUCCGGUAGUACAGACGAAGUGAUUCGACUCUAUGACGUUAAGAAGCGAAAAGAAUACGGCUCACUUGGCGGACAGCAUCGUGGCGAUGUGACAGAUAUCCAAUUCUAUGGCAAAUACAUGCUUUCAGCAAGUGACGACAAGACGAUCUGCAUAUGGCGGAAAAGCGACUGGGAAUACUUGAAGACGCUCAAGGGCCACAAGGGACGAGUGAAUUCGGUGGCAAUUCAUCCAUCAGGCAAAAUUGCAUUGUCUGUGUCGAGUGACAAGACUGUUAUUGUAUGGAACCUAAUGACAGCACGCAAAGCUAGCAUGAAUAAGCUUUAUCAAGAGGGUUUAUGCGUACUGUGGAACAAAACUGGAGACAAAUACGCGAUCAUGUUUGACCGACAGAUCAAAAUCUACAAUGUUGCUGACGCAGAAGUAACGUCGACCAUCUCGCAUCGCUCACGUUUCUUAUGCAUGCGAUAUUACACGUCAAACAGCGACAACAAAGAAUACAUUAUCAGCGGCCACGAAGACAAGACCAUUCGCAUCUGGGAUGCAUCGACAGGCGAGCUAGCGACUGAGCUUGCUGGCCAUAAGCUGCGUGUCAAGACGAUAACGAUCAUUGAGCCAACACUUCCGAAUAGUAGUGGUGAAGAAAAAGAUAAGGCGGUAACAGUGCUUGUGAGCGUCUCAUCCGAUGGUGUCAUCAAGUGUUGGGAUGUCGAAGCAGGGUUAGCGAAGAAGGAAGAGCAAGAAGUGUUGUUGGGAGAGUACGAUACCAAGAGUCGUGCAACGUGCUGCACUGCACACGUCGGAUUCUCUAAGGCCGUAGUGCAGCAGCAGCAAGAACAGAGGUCAAGCAAAGGCGACAAGAAGAAGAAGAGGGAGGAGGAGGAGGAGGAGGAGGAGGAAAAAGCAAGCGAAGACAGCGAAUGA